Messenger RNA from Rotaria sp. Silwood2, 324 nucleotides. NCBI's taxonomy places the organism in Eukaryota, Metazoa, Rotifera, Eurotatoria, Philodinida, Philodinidae. The record is from the annotation of a GenBank genome assembly.
AUGGCAACUCAAACUAAAUGGCCACAUCUCAUCGGCAAAGAUGGUGACGAAGCCGUUGAAAUUCUUAAGAACGAAGGUAUGGAGCCACGAAAACUCCUACAAGGAAUGUGCGGCCUCAGCAGAACUGAUGCAGAAAAUCCAAAAUUCAUCAUAGUCAACGUGGACCAGGACAACAAAAAUGUUGUCUUUGUUAUUGUUAAAGAUAUUGCUCUCUAUUUACAAUUUACAAUUUACAAUAUUCGACUUUUCGACGAAAAUAAAAAUUUCGGUGAGUUAAUAUCAAAUAAAAUUCAAUGUUAUGAAUAUCGACCAAUAUUUAUCUAA